Molecule: messenger RNA, 1536 nt
Organism: Hypanus sabinus (Atlantic stingray)
Lineage: Eukaryota; Metazoa; Chordata; Chondrichthyes; Myliobatiformes; Dasyatidae
Product: scavenger receptor cysteine-rich type 1 protein M130-like
Exons: 9
Coding region: 279-1424 (381 amino acids)
Cellular component (GO): membrane
Source: RefSeq, a predicted model, not a curated record
GACUGGAGGUUUAUUACAAUGGAUCCUGGGGAACAGUCUGUGAUGACUCCUGGGAUCUGGUUAAUGCUAACGUGGUAUGUAGGCAACUAAGGUGUGGUUAUGCUUUGGAGAAAAAAAAAACUCUGAACUGUGGACGAAGCACUGGAGAAAUUUGGUUGGAUGAAGUGAAAUGUUCGGGUAAUGAAAAGUAUCUCUGGACAUGUCCUUCGGCGCUGUGGGGCUAUCAUGACUGCAGCCAUAAAGAAGAUGUGACAGUGGAGUGUUCCGAACACAAAGAGAUGCGCCUUGUGAAAGGAAAACACAGCUGCGAAGGGAGAGUGGAAGUGCGGUACCAUGGGAGAUGGGGAACAGUUUGUUCCGAAGAACUGGAUAGUGAAGCUGCGAAUGUGAUCUGCAAGCAAAUGAACUGCGGAACCUUGGAAUCUAUCGACUAUUACUCCCAGAAAUACGAAAAAGGAUCUGAUCCAAUAUGGCUGGAUGGAAUAAAAUGUCUCUCGUACGAGUCGACUCUUUGGCAGUGUCAUGCAAAACCUUGGGGGAAACACGACUGUCAAUAUAACUCACAUGCAGGUGUUGAAUGUAAAGAGGCCAAAAAACCGGACCGGUCCAGUGUAAAGGUUUGCGAAGCACGCAAUAUAUCUCAACCUGUUUAUGCAGCAGAACCAACGUUGCGCGUUUCUGGCGGCAAAACCAAUUGCUCUGGAAGGUUGGAGAUAAAGUUCAAUAAUACCUGGGGCACGAUAUGUGAUGAUUCCUGGGAUCUGGCCGAUGCCAAUGUGGCGUGCAGGCAGUUGGGCUGUGGCUCUGCCCUUUUGACUGGAGUGCCGGAUAAAAUUAUCCAGGACGUCGGCGAUCUUUGGUUGGACGAAGUGAAAUGCAAAGGAAGUGAAUCUUUCCUGUCCAGUUGUCCUUCCUCUCCACUCGGUCAGCAUGACUGUGAUCAUAAGGAAGAUGUCUUUGUUGUUUGUUCAGUAUUGGAAAACAGGUUCUCCUCCAUCUUCUUUGCUGUCUGCGUGACGUUUGGAAUCGUUGUCGUGGGCGAGUUAUUCACAAUGAUAGUGAUAAAGCGGAGAAGAGACGCAGAGUUUGCAGGCAGAGCUUCAUCUGAUAUUUUUUACCAAGCAAUUUAUGAAGAAAUUGAGAAUACACCCUUCAGCAAGAAUUUGAACGAUGCACACGGUUCAGAAUUUGGUUCCAUUGAUUCCAUCAAUCAAAUCGCAUAUUACACCAGUAACGCUUUUAACAACACCGAAAUUAAACCAGAAUGUAUUGAAGAAAACUCUAGUUUUCCAGAUCUGGUUAACACCGAAUAUAACGGCGAAGAAAAUAGAACUAUUGAUUCUCCUGAUGCUAUGAUCCUGUUAGCCGACGGUGCGGACGAUUUUCGGAUGCUCAGAGUUGCCGAUGAAAGUAAUUUAGUGUAAAGUCCACGAUCCCCUCUUCUAAAGCGAGUCUUGAAGAAUGGAAACCUUCCGAGUAGCCUGUCCUUUCAUCUCUCCAGAAAGAUAAAGAUGUCGAUCGUCAGGUUAUUGGCCU